AUGCUCUUCAGCCAAUCGGAAAGGAAAGUGAAGAAACCAAACUACUCUGAUUCCUAUCUACAGGCUUUUGAUGCUUUCUGUGAGGCCCUGCGAGAGACCAGGCAAAGUCACUUGAGCUGUGACUAUGAUACAAGUCUCCCUUUCUGGGUGUGUGAGACCUGCCCGCCUCCCAAGCAGCUCCGCCUAUCCACAGGUACUACAGAACACUCCUUAGACAAUGGUGACGGUCCUCCCUGCCUUCAGGUGAAGCCAUGCACUCCUGAGUUUUAUCGGGCACAUUACCAACUGGCCUAUAGGCUGCAGUCUCAGCCUCUUGGCCUGGCACUGCUGUUGAGUAAUGUACACUUCACUGGAGAGAAAGACCUGGAAUUUCGCUCUGGAGGGGAAGUGGACCACAAUACUCUAGUCACCCUCUUCAAGCUUUUGGGCUAUAAUGUCCAUGCUCUACAUGAUCAGACUGCACAGGAAAUGCAAGAGAAACUUCAGAACUUUGCACUGACACACCGGGUCACAGACUCCCGCAUAGUGGCACACCUCUCACAUGGUGUGGAAGGUGGCAUCUACGGUGUGGAUGGCAAACUGCUUCAGCUCCAAGAGGUUUUUCGACUUUUUGACAGUGCUAACUGUCCAAGCCUACAGAACAAGCCGAACAUGUUCUUCAUCCAAGCAUGCCCUGGAGAGGAGACGGAUGGAGGGGUCGACCAGCAAGAUGGAAAGUACCACCCACAAUCCCCUGGAUGUGAGGAGAGUGAUGCUGGCAGAGAGGAAUUAAUGAAGAUGAGACUACCUACUUGCUCGGACAUGAUAUGUGGCUAUGCUUGCCUAAAAGGCACUGCUGCCGUGCGGAACACCGAAUGGGGUUCCUGGUACAUUGAAGCACUCACUCGGGGUUUCUCCGAAAGAGCUUGUGACAUGCACGUGGCUGACAUGCUGGUUAAGGUGAAUGCCCUUAUCAAGGAGCGUGAAGGCUACGCCCCUGGCACAGAAUUCCACCGAUGCAAAGAGAUGUCUGAGUACUGUAGUAGGACUCUGUGUCGGCAGCUCUACCUGUUCCCAGGUCACCCACCCACGUGAUGCCACCUGCUGUUCAUGCCCUUGGAGGCCACUGGACCGCUGGGGGCACAAUGGAGCCUUCUCUUGAGGAUGGUUUUUUGUUCUGUCUACCCCCUCAGGGAUAAGAGACUCUACCAGGCUUGUUUGCUGUCGGCCGUCUCCAUCUUUGGGUAUGAGACUUAAGGACAGCUCUCCCCGUGUGGUGCUCUCUCCCUGUAGAACCAGCUCUGAAUGGAUUUGUUGCCAGAAGCAUUUUGGCUACAGCCCAAGAGCCUGGAAAAUGACAUUAUGAACACAUUAUUGUUGUGGGGAGAGAGCAUGUGGAUUUCUCAAUGUUUCAUAUUUCUGUUCCAGGGCUCUUAGGGAUACUUUGGUCAUUGCUUUUUUUUUUUUUUAAACAUCAUUUAAGGUAUCUCAGAGAUCAUCUCCUAUCUUUUUUUCAUAUCUACAACCUCAUUUUUCCCCACAGUGAAGAUUUGGAAGAUGUCCCAAUUUAAUGCGGGUGUGUUCAACUAUCUUGAUGAGGCAGAGAGACUUAGACCCUGCUACUGUGAGCAGACGUUCCUGUGCAUGCUUUUGAGCGUAGGCCUGAGGUGAAGGGCCAUCUCCUCAGCUUCACCCUGGGCUCCUUUGUGCUCUGUGCACCCAGCCUUUGGCCAGAGCCUCAGGUCUGUAUGCUGUGACACUGGAAGUUGUGGACAGCUCCCUGGUCAUGCUUUCUUUGAAUUGUCACCGAAAUGAACCUUGUAGGCAUUUCAAUAUAGGCACUCGGUGACAGGUAAAUGUGCUGUGUCUCACACUGUCACCUGUCACCAGAAUGUCUCCUUCCUUACUGUGAUUUCUGAUGUGCAGUUAAACUGAACUUCACAGCCGGCCUCCAGGAAAUUUCUUGCUUUGCACUGAUUCCCCUCUUCAUUUUCCUCCCAUUCACUGUCUCUGCCAAGUCUGUGAAGUCCUCCUUUGCAGGAUCUUCUGGCCACUGAAGGUGUGGCUGUAUCUUGUUCCUGCCAUCUGCUUGAGCAUACGGUUCCUUCAGUUUUAGGAGGCAUUAUCCCAUCUCGCUGUCUGUGUGUUAGUGAGGAUAGUUGCAUACAUGAUAGGCCACUAACCUAGAAGCACUUGUCUCUGCUUUUAUGAACCUUUUUUAUUCUUUAAAACCUUUUGCAUUUCCAUUUUUGCUUCUCUCCCAGUUUAUUCUCCACAUAACGGUAGUUUUGGUUUUUAAAAUGUCUGAUGAUGUCACUGUCUUGCUUAGAACACUAGCUUCCUGUUACACCUCAUCUAAAAUUCAAAUCCUUACCCCACUUUAUGAGAUCUGGCUCUCACCUUCCCUUUGGAUCUCAGUAAAUGGAGAUUUCACACUGUGCUCUGGCCCCUCUCAGUUCCUCCUUCACUGCUGCAGGUGUUUUGAGCGCUUCUUUAGGAUAGUGUCUGAUUCUCGAGUCUCCAGUAGACCUCUGGUCCAUGCUGUCCACGAGCAGUCUUCUGUACCUCUUCUGAGGGCAUCCUGGUGGCCCUUCAUUGUGCUUACUGCGGUUUGUAGAGGCACACUUGCAUGUUUUGCUUGUUGAUACUGUUGGUUAAACAGCACACUGCUUGUGGCUGGCCGCCGCCCGCAGUGACCAUGCCGGCGGAGGAGAGUGAGAGGGCCCACCACUUUUUAGGCUGGGAUGCUGUCGCAGGCUGAUGACGUAAUUAAGGACAGACUCCUUACAUCCCAGAUUUUUGCUUAUUAUAAAAAAGCAGGUAGAUGGGAAUAGGGGCGUUGUUCCUCUCAAAAACUGCUUCCAGCUGACUAUUGGAUGUCGGUUGGCUCUUGGGGGAGUCUUCUGAGGUAGACAGGUGUUGUGGGAUGCUGUCUGUCAUCCGUUUGCUCUGGAGACAUGUAUCCUUCUUGGCUGUGGCUGGGAACUUUCUGUUUGACAAAAUGCUGGUGACACAGAAAAAACUUAGAGAGAUAAAAGAAUCAUUAUUAUUUUAUGUUGACAUUUAUCUGAGGUAGAUCCGGCCUGUCCCUAUGGAUUUUGAAACAUGUUAAGCUUUAUCAGAGACAGAUUAUUUUAAAGCACCUGUUUUCUUUAUUAGUUUGGCAUCCAGGAGACAGGUGAUCAAUUGUUAAAAGCAUCUCACAGUAAUAGAUGUUUAUAUUAAAGUCUUUUUAUAGCGCCCAGACGCUUUUGGGUCUGGGGUGUAAAUACCUUUAGCUGUUACAGUUUCUUACUUGAUGAUCUCUGGACUCUGGUUCUGUGGUGGUCCUGUAUCAUUGACUGAACAGUGCAUGAAAAUUUAUUUUUUUGGAAUUAGGGACAAGGCAAAGAUCAGGGCCCCGUCUGUAUGCACGUGAGAAACACAGGCAGUGGAUCUGGAGUGAAGCAAUGAGCUCUUAUUUUACGUGGAAAUCUUUUUUCUUUAAGUAACUCUGAAAGUGCAAUUAAAUCUGGUGAGGUGGUAAGGCUGUCCUCUGUACCUGAUAAUAAAGGAGAGGUGAUAUCCCAAAACUCCCAGGACUGAGUCAGUGGCUCUGGUGUCCAGAAGGAAAGAAACAGAUCGAUUCCCUGCUGCGUUCUGGGUUCCCUGCCAUGGCUGUAGCCAAGCCUAGGUCUGCUGGAGGUCUUAGCUUGAUGUACCCAUGCAUCUUAGCACCUGGGGGCAGUCAGCUGACUCUUUGUCUUUCUAGGCGGCACUUUUAACAAGACUGUUGAUGGCCUGGCAGGGCAUUCGCUAGCCCGUGGCCUUUUCUUCACUUAAAACAGGGACCCAACAGCUUUUGGAAGUUAGCAAGUGCCAGCACUUGGCAAUUUUGUUUUCGGGCUUUUAUCUCUUCCCUGGCACACCUUAAAUGUCACAGAUGACUCUCUUGCCUGUGGGGUCAGGAGCCUUGCUCUCCAGAUGCUUAAGUUUUAGUCGGGGAGGUGUGGGAAACAGGAGAUGGAUUUUACUCUGUGUCCUGAAUUUUUUUCCUGAUGAUUGGUGGCUUAAGGACAGCUUUUGGAAGAUCUGCCAGGAGGCAGACUAUAAACUGAUCCUUUUGGAAGACUUGUCUGAGGCUAUAAGCUGAUUUUUGGCUUAAGAGCCAUUUUGACUACUGUAAACUUAUUUGUAUGGAUCUUAGCCGCUUCCAGACCUGUCUGUGUUUCUCAAGGCAGUUUGAGAACGAGUGGGUGGAGUUAAGGUGAGUUAGGGCGAGACGUAGAAACCGCCCAAGCCCGCCCAUUUGAGCCCGCCCACUGCCGGUGGAAGUCAGACAGAAAAGGUUGCACAUGGCAGAUGCAGAGGUGGGGAGGGAGAAGGGUUUAGAGCUUCAGCAGAAAGCUUGGAGAUAAAGUAACUCUUAUUUGCCCGUUCGCUGGCAGAAGUUCCCGCGAUGCUGUUAUGCGGCCAGGUUUACCAGUGCCCACCCCUAUCCGCCAAUGUAGGUGGCAAAUGUAUCCGUCCCUUUGUCCCAUGGCUGUAGCCAAGAGAAAAAUAAAAAAUUGAAAUAACAAACCAGGAUCAGACUACAAUCUCGGGCGUCCCUGUGGAGAGAGAUCUAUGAAUCAGCUCAAGUCACCGUUCCUCUUCGUCAAGGGAAGGUGAGGGCUUUGGAUGCACUGCAGUUGGUCCACCCUUGAACCCUAGACACCAUUGACCCCCUCGUCAGGAUCAAAAAAUGUGCCUGUCAUUGCCAGUACAGCCCGAGGACAACCCCCGGGGUGUCCGUCGCAAAGAAUAUAGCUCAGACUACAGCGUGAGAACGGCUGACUCACUGUGGUGACGGCAGCAGUAGCAGUGUGGGGGUCCAGCGGCAGAUGGCAGCGGUCACAGCAGGUCCUCGGUGCUCGGUGGUGUAUCCGAGUUACGGCACCAAUGUUGGUUAACAGCCCACUGCUCGUGGCUGGCGGAGGAGAGUGAGAGGGCCCACCUGCUUUUUAGGCUGGGACGCCGUCGCAGGCUGAUGACAUAAUUAAGGACAGAAUCCUUACAGAUACCUUCCCUACUAAACUGAAAGCUCUCAGAGAGAAGAAAUCAUGUUUCUUACUUGCUGUAUACCCAGUACCUGGAACUUACUAGGUCGUCAAUGAAUGUUUCUUGAAUAAAGGAAGGAGGCAAGCCGCUAACUCUAGUUAAAUCCUGCCUUUAACAAUUUCUAAAUUGCUAUUAUAGUAUGCAGUUUAAUUAGUAUUUGUACUCUUCUGGUUUUUUUCAGGUGUUCUAUUUUUAUCCACUGAUUUAUUGUUUGUUUUUAAACCAUCUGAAGACAUAUCACGUGUGAGACAACUUCCUUCACAUCUCCAUGGUGUCCAGCAUAUUUGAGGCCUAUGAUAGUUGAGGUGCUCAAUUAUUAUUUGUUGUAUGAAUCAAGUGGUUUGAAGACUUGCUGCCAAAUUCUGCUUUUGGGUCAGUAUAGGAUGCAUAUAUUUGUGUG
This is a messenger RNA of Peromyscus californicus insignis, 5458 nucleotides long. Its product is annotated as caspase-2-like. Lineage: Eukaryota; Metazoa; Chordata; Mammalia; Rodentia; Cricetidae. Gene Ontology annotation, biological process: proteolysis. The record is from RefSeq and is a predicted model, not a curated record. Gene Ontology annotation, molecular function: cysteine-type endopeptidase activity.